AUGUCUGCAAAGUUUCCCCCGCACAGCCUGCAUCCAGAGUACCAAGAAACUCAAGCUCCUAAGCCAAAUACCCGAGAAGACAAAAAAUCUAGACCUGAUCAAGGUAAGUCUUCCGAUCCUACAAUUUUCUUUGAACUAACAUGUUAUAGGUGUAAAGAGAAGGAACAUGUUGUUAAAUUCUGUCCCACAAAAAAAGCUUUAAUAAAAACAGAGCCACAAUCUCAACAACACUUAGUCAUGAGCCACAAGAAAUCAAAUUCCAUGAGUGUCUUAACAUACCUAUAUAGUGCCCAAAAGGUUGAAAAUAUUUCAGGUAAUAACAUGGAAUAUGGUGAAGGUUGUGAAACGACAAAAGUUGACACCAGUAAUCUCAAUAAAAAAAACCUGCCUGAUGCUCAACCAAUCGACAAAAAUCAGUCUAAGCUCCUAAACCCUUACACACUACAGUCGACUAACUUGAUCUAUCUGUGUGUAGGUAAAAGAGUUUCACGGACAAAACUUCAUGAAGAUUGA
Messenger RNA from Brassica oleracea var. oleracea, 513 nucleotides. RefSeq lists its product as uncharacterized. The transcript is spliced from 3 exons. The record is from RefSeq and is a predicted model, not a curated record. Lineage: Eukaryota; Viridiplantae; Streptophyta; Magnoliopsida; Brassicales; Brassicaceae. The coding region runs from base 1 to 513 and encodes 170 amino acids.